GAUGUAAUCUACAGGCAACCAAUUGAACAGACCAUCAGUGAUGUAAGCGUUUCGAGGUCGUCGAUUAGUAAACAUAACCUCCAUACAUUUGUGGACGAGUUCUUCUUGGACAGACCGAGUGCAUGUGAUGAACAAUGUCUGUGGUGCUCAGAUGCGGAGCGUUCGGUGAUCGUCGUUCGACGUGGAUGAGAGCCAUCAUUUGCUACCAUCGGCAUUUCUGCACGGGAAACGCACGUUUCGCCGAAUUGGCGCAAGCUUAUGAACCGAAGGUGAUAGAAAGAGUUCCACCGAAAGAUGAGUUUUUCAAACCGCCGCUGAUUGCUGAUAAAGAGAAAUUCAAUAUAAUUUUACCACCGCCGAAUGUGACAGGAACCCUUCAUCUCGGACACGCUUUGACGGCAGCCAUCCAAGAUGUUCUCGUGAAAUGGAAUCGCAUGAAGGGUGCGGAGACGUCGUGGAUUCCGGGUUUGGAUCACGCGGGGAUCGCAACGCAAGUCAUCGUGGAAAAGAAACUGUGGUCAGAGAAGAGGAAAACUCGUCGGGAAAUUGGGAGAGAUGAGUUCGUGCAGGAGGUGUGGCGUUGGAAGGAGGAGAAGAGCGAUGCUAUUGGGAAGCAGCUGAAGAGAUUAGGAGUAUCUUUGGAUUGGGAGAAGGAAGCGUUCACGAUGGACGAGCGGCAAUCGCGUGCAGUGAUCGAAGCCUUCGUCAGAUUGCACGAAUCCGGAUUGGUCUACGAGGCGGACAGAUUGGUGAAUUGGUCGUGCGAUCUGCAGUCGGCGAUAUCGGACAUCGAGGUGGACCAUCUGGAAAUCUCCGGUCCGACGAACGUGACGGUUCCCGGUUACAAAAAGCCGGUGCGUUUCGGCACGCUCACCAGCUUCGCCUACAGACUGAAAGAUUCUGACGAGGAGAUUGUUGUGGCGACGACGAGACCGGAAACUAUUUUAGGUGACGUCGCAGUCGCCGUUCAUCCGGAAGAUCCGAGGUAUUCAUCUUACGUCGGUCGACACGUCGUACAUCCUUUCAGUAAAGCAAGCAUUCCGGUUGUAGCCGAUACCUUUGUUGAUCGCGAUUUUGGAACUGGAGCUGUUAAAAUAACACCAGCGCACGAUCACAACGAUUUCGCUGUGGCCAAAGCUCAAGGAUUGCCGAUCGUCCAAGUGAUCGAUGAAAACGGUCGCGUUUGUUUCGCAGGCGACUUUGACGGGUUGCCCAGAUUCGAGGCGAGGGAUGCGGUGAUCAUCGGAUUGAACGCCGCGGGUCUGUUCAGGGGCGUCCAAGAUCACGCGAUGAAAGUUCCCAUCUGCAGCAGAUCCAAAGACGUGGUGGAGCUUCUGCUGAAGCCGCAAUGGUUCGUCGAUUGCAAGGAGAUGGCGGUGCAGUGUCUCGAUGCAGUGCGGAUUGGGGAUUUGGUGAUCGAACCCGAACAGUUCGAGCGAGUCUGGUUCGAGUGGUUGGAGAAUAUCAGGGAUUGGUGCAUCUCCAGGCAACUCUGGUGGGGUCACCGGAUUCCAAUUUACAAUUGCACGAAUGGUACGGAUACGUGCAAAGUGGUUGCAUCGAACGCUUCCGAAGCCAAAGACAAAGCUCACGAAAUACUUAAAUCUGAUGUAAUCGAGGUGACGCAAGUGGAUGAUGUUUUGGACACUUGGUUUUCUUCAGCUCUUCUACCAUUUUCCGCCUCCGGAUGGCCCGAUAAGGAUAUAAGCUCGAACUAUCCGCUUAGUUUGAUGGAAACCGGAAACGAUAUUCUGUUCUUCUGGGUGGCGCGGAUGGUCAUGUUAGGAACGAAAUUGACGGGGCAAUUGCCUUUCAACAAGGUUCUUCUGCACGGCAUCAUCUGCGAUUCCAGCGGAAGGAAGAUGUCGAAAAGUCUUGGGAACGUCGUUGCUCCUGAGGACGUCAUCGAAGGGAAAACUUUGAAGGAUUUGGAAUGGCAAACGCGCGGCGCCGUAACGUCCGGACUUUUGAGCGAGGAAGAGUGCAAAAAGGCCGUCGUCGGUCAGAGGAAAAUGUUCCCGGACGGAAUUCCUGAAUGCGGCGUGGACGCUCUCCGUUUCACCCUGCUCUCACAUAACAUUAAAGGUCACACGAUCAAUUUCGAAGUGCAAGAGUGCAGGACGAACAGGAUGUUCGGAAACAAGGUCUGGCAGGCCACCAAGUUUACGGUCAAGUGGUGCGAGGAGAUCGCGAAGGUCGGCGACGGCGGUGGUGGUGGUGAGACAUCUGGGUCCGACUGGGUCUUCGAUCCGAUGGACGGAUGGAUCCUCAGCAGGAUGGCGUGCAUGGUCGAGCAGGUCGAUGCGGGAAUACGUGAUCACGACUUCCAUCUAGCAACGGCGGCCCUCAAGAAUUUCCUCUACUACGAACUGUGCGACGUCUAUCUAGUGAGUCCAUCGAUUUUCAUUCUUUUUUU
Messenger RNA from Nicrophorus vespilloides, 2416 nucleotides. RefSeq names its product valine--tRNA ligase-like. The transcript has 9 exons. The record is from RefSeq and is a predicted model, not a curated record. NCBI's taxonomy places the organism in Eukaryota, Metazoa, Arthropoda, Insecta, Coleoptera, Silphidae. Gene Ontology annotation, biological process: valyl-tRNA aminoacylation. Gene Ontology annotation, molecular function: ATP binding; valine-tRNA ligase activity; aminoacyl-tRNA deacylase activity. The annotation marks the transcript as partial. Gene Ontology annotation, cellular component: cytosol.